UAGCACCUGGGCAAAAAAUAGCUCUGUCCACCAUGGCAAUCACGGAUCGGACUUGGAGCUAAAUGUAAACUCCGAUUACGAACCUUCUUUGUUGAUCAAUACAGAGAUAAAAAUAUUCGCCGGCUCCCUACCUAUAGUACUUUGUCAUGCUCUUAGAAAAACUCAGCGGUACCUUGGGGAACGGUAACCUUUGUUACCCGAGAGUGUGUGUGCCGUGUUCCAUCGCGCCGGGCAUCAAAACAAGCCUUUAUUGGAUCUAAGAGGGAGACCGAUGGCACCUGCUACCUGCAUGCAGGUGAAAUUCGGUUUCUGCCACCCAGCCGUGUUAGGCAUGUUCCGAACUCGAGGGGACAAUUAAUUUCUUUCCUCACUUGAUCCAAGUUUCCAGCUGACCAUAUCAUACCAACCACCACCACCACCACCAUUAAUUCAGCUCUUAAUCGGCUGCAUCUUGUGUCGUGUCCUGGCAAACUGUUCGCUGGCAAUGCGCGCCCAAGUCAAGGAAUGCCAGACCAUUGUUCAAUCUCGAUCAGGCGAAUGUCAUCACCAUUCCUGCGCCAGGUCCAGUGGGAUAAAUAGGUAUUCUUUAAAUACUCGUUUGAUCCACUAUUGCCACAAGGGUCCAUCCUGUGGAAAGCGGCAUUUUAGGCGGCUUCCGAUCGAUACAGUACUAUCAAUCCAACAAACCCCGUGCAAUCAAUAGGGUUGGAAGCCAUGAGUGAAGGUAACAGGGAGACAAAGGGUUUCUGGGGCUUUCUCAAGUCCAAAACAAAUCUUAACAAGGGCGACUAUCGGGACGACCGCAACUAUGACCGGUCACGUGGAAGAGAUGACUUCUACAGCCCCGACUCAUAUCAUGAAUCCAGUAGAAGUGUCGAUGUUAAGGGGAAAGCUCCGGAGAGGCCAUUUGCGCCACCUUCCCCGGUAGCAGGCCGCAGGCGGCGAGGACGAGGACCUCUGCACGACUGGCCGCCUUCGGGAGUCUUGAGCCACGAGGACCUGACCCUAGGCCACGCCCUAGACUUGGUUUCCAGAGGAGCCCCGGUAUGGAACGGCCACAAGCGGCCCAUCCAACAUUUCCCCGAAGAAUAUUGUCAUCUAUAUGCCACGACAACCCCUGGCAGCAACAGGAAUAACAAAAAGAAGGGCAAGGACAACCGGCAAGAUGCCAAGGACAGCGAUGGCGCCAAUCUCCACAACGCGAUGGUGCAACUGAUGACAAUGUGCUUAAUGCCGCCCGGCCCUGCGGCCAAGCCCUGGGACACGGUGGAACAGCGCCCGAGCUAUGCCUUUCACUAUGGUGUUCGUCCUGGCACCGUGACGCUCAACAGUUGGGUCUCUCGUGCCAGCCUUUUGCCGCCGCCAAUCGCCCUGCGUGACUCGGGCGUGACGCCCCGUGACGCUGAUCUCGAGACGAUAUUGAAGCGGCUCCAGGAGCUCGAACUCUACGGGCUCGAAGAAGAUGACGAGAAGCUCAUGUAUAGGAAUCUGUACCGAAAGUUUUUGCGAGAUCCAGAAAAGGAUACUAGACCCCACAGGACACUGGAUCUGCAAAUCACCGACUUGAUAAUGGUGCUCUCACGACCAGCGGGCGGCCCUGGAGGUUGGAUCGACUACUCAGAACCCCGCAAUCAGAUUGCGACGAGAUUUCUGUUUGAUACCAGCGAGGGGAAUCACGAAAACUAUGUCCGAUUCUUCCACCAGUUGCUUCUGAGCUGCGAGCUAGACCUUCGGAUCAACGCUCGAAAACAUAUUGAUGCAGCCCGCCAUAAGCUCCUGGUACAGCUACCUCCUUCCAUAAAGUGGAGCAUAGCAUUGUCGAGGCGUUGGCUGGACAACAUGAGGAUAGAGAAGUACGGCGAGACAGCUAAACAAGUCGAAAUUCGGUUCAGGCUCAAGAACAGGCAAAUAAAAAUGCUCAAGCGUUUUGCCCAGAUGUUAAAGUGGCCCAAUCUCGCCGUUACAGUCGAGGAAAUAUACCAAGCCGACGAUGACAACGCACUGGGCACCAUCAGUUCUCACGCAAUGGCUUUCUUCAGCGGUCUUGUUCUUCCAGGGCCUACGUUUCCAUUCCUGAUGAUGAACUCGCUGGUAGAUUUGGACCCCGACAAGGCAACGGAUGACCUUGCUCUCUUAACUCACAUACACCCAUCCUGUGGGUUUCAAUACCGCGGAGGCCAAACCUACUGGUCAUCAGCUUCUAUUGUGGGUAAGGUUCUGGCGCCAACGUGUAUGGAAGUCGGUGGCUGGGUGGGCCCGGCACUGUCGACGACGGACUUGCCCCGUACACAAAUUGCCCGGAUUCGAACUCGGUUACCCAAGCCUACGCCUAACGGCAGCAAUGCCUCGGUAGCAAGGACGGCCAGCCCAACCGACAAAAGGUUGAUAACACCUGAGCAGGUCUUAUCCAUGAAAGAACGGUCAGAUCCACUCGGGCCUCCAUCGGACGUAUAUCCCGUCCGCGACUAUGAUCUGCCCCUGCCAAAGGGUGAUUCAUUGGGCAACGACGAGAUCAUCGAUAUUGUCCGGCUUGUCAAGCUGACACUUAAGCGGCUCGGUGGACCUCCGCCUGAUAAUAAGCCAGCCGGCGUAGCACAGUAUGAUGCAGGAGUACAGUUCGCCAUCGACGGUGUCUCAUGGCCGCUGCGGCUCAGCUUCGACGUUGACUUCAUAUAUGCCCACCCAUGUGAGCCAAACGGCGGACCUCACCCCUUAUUCUUUGAAUAUGCCUAUGUCAGUGUACCAGUCGACAGGGUCGUCGACGUCCACGACUGGGGCGGUCUGUACGGUGGAGGUCGGGACAGCUCAGCAUCGUCGCUGAGUACUGCUGGAGGCGGGCCACGGCCGCCAAGACGUCCACCACCAGUGAAGCGAGACCCCAAGGAGUCAGACAAAGUGCUCGUGGUUGAAGCGUUUGGAGUGCCCGAUAAUGAGGUGUUGGCGCGCGCUUGGUGUGCGCAUUGGGGCCUGAGUUCGGUGGUAGCGGACGUAAGAAAGACAUGUAUGGCCUGCGCCAUCCGGACGGCUUAUGCCGCGACAGUGACAGUUGUCAUUUUGGUCGAAAACGUCAAGGGGUCAAGGGAGAUUUUUAAUGGUGAUUAAUGAUACCCAGUUCAGCUUAGGUUUUCUGUAUUAAUAUAAUAAUACAUUUACACAUUGGUAA
Pyricularia oryzae 70-15 is the source of this 3163-nucleotide messenger RNA. RefSeq lists its product as uncharacterized. The record is from RefSeq and is a predicted model, not a curated record. Bases 715 to 3102 code for a protein of 795 amino acids. Lineage: Eukaryota; Fungi; Ascomycota; Sordariomycetes; Magnaporthales; Pyriculariaceae. The transcript is spliced from 6 exons.